This is a messenger RNA of Uloborus diversus, 5562 nucleotides long. RefSeq names its product protein jagged-1-like. Gene Ontology annotation, molecular function: protein binding; calcium ion binding. Lineage: Eukaryota; Metazoa; Arthropoda; Arachnida; Araneae; Uloboridae. The transcript is spliced from 21 exons. The record is from RefSeq and is a predicted model, not a curated record. Gene Ontology annotation, biological process: cell communication; establishment or maintenance of epithelial cell apical/basal polarity; multicellular organism development. Gene Ontology annotation, cellular component: protein-containing complex; plasma membrane. Bases 1 to 3633 code for a protein of 1210 amino acids.
AUGUAUUCUUCAAUUCGGUUUGUUGCUGUGUGCGUGCUGCUGUUAUCAGUUUGUGCUGUGUUAUCGAAAUCAACCGGGUUAUUUCAACUCCAGGUUCUUUCCAUACAUAAUUAUAGAGGUGAACUGAUGGAUGGCUCUUGUUGCGGAGGCUACCGUUCUGCUGGUGGUGGUUGUCCUUUGCAAUGCAAUACCGCCUUCGUGCUUUGUUUGAAGGAAUAUCAAUCGCAUAUAACAACUGGAAUGUGCACUUAUGGUAAUCUGUCAACUGCUGUAGUAACCGGCAAUUCAUUUUCCGUUCAGAAUGAACCCAAUAAAGAAAUUCUUCUGAGUUUACCUUUUUCGUUUAGUUGGACGAGGUCUUUCACCUUUAUCUUGGACGCUGUUGAUGUUACCAACUCUGAUAGCAUAGCACCAAUCAUCGAGCAGAAACCUUAUUCUGGGAUUAUUCUACCGAGUACUGAAUGGCACAAUGUUUUGUACACCGGAACGGCUGCCAAAUUGACGUUCCGAAUACGAGUGAUAUGUGACAAGAAUUACUACAACAGUACGUGCACAGUCUUCUGUCGACCACGGAACGACAAGUUUGGUCAUUACACUUGUAAUGAGGAGGGCGAGAAAGUUUGCCUCCCAGGUUGGAAAGGACCAACUUGUGAAGAAGCUAUUUGUAGAGAAGGAUGCCAUCCUGUGCAUGGAUAUUGUGAUCGGCCAGGACAAUGCAAUUGCAGACAUGGGUGGAAAUCAGAGCUUUGUGAUCAUUGCAUUCCUUACCCAGGAUGUAAACAUGGAUAUUGUGAUGGUAGUCCCUGGCAAUGCAUUUGUGAUGUAAACUGGGGUGGAAUACUUUGUGAUCAAGAUCUAAACUAUUGUGGAAGACAUCGACCUUGUCAAAACUUAGGAACCUGUCAAAAUGUAGCCCCUGAUCAAUAUAAGUGUAUAUGUCCACAAGGUUUUUCUGGACGCAACUGUGAAAUAGUUGAUAAUCCGUGCAUUAUGAGUCCAUGCCUAAAUGGAGGUACCUGUUCCGAAAUAAGUUCAACAUUUAUUUGCUCCUGUGCUCCGGGAUGGACUGGAACUCGUUGUGAAAACAAUAUUAAUGAAUGUGAGUCAUCUCCAUGUCUGAAUGGUGGAACAUGUGCAGAUUUAGUUGAUGGUUAUCAUUGUUUAUGCACUACUGGCUGGGAAGGUUCAAUUUGUGAAAGUGAUGCAAAUGAAUGUGAUUGGGACCCAUGUGCAAAUGCCAUUGCAUGUCAUAAUAAAGAUGGUUCUUAUGAAUGUGAAUGUCAAGAUGGAUGGGAGGGAAAAAACUGCACAAAAAAUAUAGAUGAUUGCAUAGGACAUUGUCAAAAUGGUGCAACUUGUGUGGAUUUGAUAAAUGAUUAUCACUGUGCGUGUCUUCCUGGAUUUACUGGCAGAGACUGUCAAACUAAUAUAAAUGAAUGUGCCAGUAGCCCUUGUGCAAAUGGAGGAGAAUGUAUGGAUUUAAUAGCUUCAUUUCGAUGUAUUUGUCCUAUUGGUUAUAGAGGCUCACAAUGUGAGUUUGAUGUCGACCUCUGUAACCCUAAUCCGUGUGAAAAUGGAGCCUCAUGCUUUAAUAUGCACAGAGAUUAUUACUGUCACUGCUCUUCUGAUUAUUAUGGAAAAAAUUGCUCUCAUGAAAGAGCUAUUUGUACUCCACCAUUCUGUGAUGGUAAGGAUAAUUGUGUUGCAUACAUAACCACCAAUGACUCAGCAGUGGAAAUUGUGAAAACUACUGCAUGUGGAAUCCAUGGCAAGUGCAUAAGUGAACCUUAUGCAGACUUCAGCUGUGUAUGUGAUUCUGGUUAUACUGGAAGAUAUUGUCAUGAAAAUGUAAAUGAUUGUGCAUCUUAUCCUUGUCGCAAUGGAGGCACUUGCAUUGAUGGACUCAACUCUUAUUAUUGUGUUUGCAAAGAAGGAUGGGAAGGAUCACUAUGCCAGAUAGAAAAGGAUGAAUGUGAAUCUAAUCCUUGCUUAAAUAAUGGAACAUGUAUUGAUGCAGAAGCGGGAUUUUGGUGUGAAUGUAAACAUGGAUGGAAGGGAAAACUUUGCAACUUGAAAAACACUCACUGUGAUGUCACAACCUGUCAAAAUGGUGGAACCUGUCAUGACUUGGGAGAUAGUUUCCAAUGUGUUUGUCCUGAAGAUUGGGUUGGAUAUGCUUGUCAUUUAUCUGUGAACCCGAGUUGUAAGUCUAAUCCUUGUCAGAAUGGAGCUACAUGCAUAGAUAAUGAAAGAAGCUAUUCUUGUGUUUGUAGAGAAGGAUUUGAUGGACAUCAGUGCCAACAUAACAUAGAUGACUGUCUUUCCAAUCCUUGUUUUAAUGGGGCACAUUGCAUCGAUGGUGAUAACUGGUUUUUAUGCGAAUGUAGUCCUGGAUUUUCAGGCCCAGACUGCCGUAUAAAUAUAAAUGAAUGUGCAUCAUCACCUUGUCCUGAAGGUUCUACUUGUGAAGAUGGUAUCAAUGAAUAUCGAUGUAUUUGUCCACCAGGAAAGACUGGACUGUUUUGUGAAAUAGAUGACAUAAAAGUUUGUGAUUUUCAAGGAAUAAAGCAUUCAGAAGGAAGUCGGUGGGAAUUUGAAUGUAAUUCUUGUUUGUGUCAAAAUGGAGAAGUAAUUUGCUCUAGAGUGCCAUGUGAAAUCCCGACUUGCAAUUUUAAGAAAAGUUUUUACAAUCAUAGUAAAGAAUGUUCCCAAGGAAAUGUUUGUGUACCAGUUUUUAAUCAGCCUUGUUUGUCCCUGCCCUGUACUGCAUCUGAACAGUGUGUGAGUGAAAAAGGUCUGAAUUUAUAUUUAUCUGAACGACUACCAUCCCACUGCAAGCCAAAUGACGCCAUUCUUGGAAAUAAUUGUGUUAAGUUAUCUGUGAUGGUUGAGAGAAUAAAACCUAUAGUGCACAGUCUAAAUCAAGUUUGUUUUGAACUUCAAAGAUUUGUGUGGGCAUUGGAUUUUGUUUCUAUGCCAGUAUAUGUUCAGUGCGGAUUUCAAGAGCAUGCAUUUCACAUAAUUGAAAUCACAAUAUCUAGUGAAAUGCCACCAACACAAGAAAUUCAUACAGUACUCAUAGAAAUUAUUCAAAAAAUGGCCGAGUACAUGAAAAAGAGAAAAAGGAAUACACCUUUCUUAGAUGCUGUUUCUAAUGUAAAAAUAGAAAAGCAACUCUCUGAAACUACAAAAAAUGGAGAACAGAAAUAUUUAAUCCCAUUUGUUGCCUCUUUGUUAGUAGUAAUUCUUGGUAUUAUCAUUGCUAUCCUUUUUUACAUCCGCAAGCGACGAUGUUUUCCAAAGGUCACCCUUGUACAAGAAACAUCAAGAUGUAAUGAUAUAAAAGGGGAAAAUGAAGCUUUAACAGAACCAAACAAUCUGAAAAGAGACAACUGCGGAGAAUAUUCGAAUAGCAUACAUUCAACAUCACACCAUAACUUAACAAAUGCUUGUGAUAAUAUGACCCAAAGCCAAUUAAAUUUCAGCAAAACCCCUGAUCAAAUACACAAAACAUAUGAUCACACUGUGGAAAAGAAUAACACAUGCUCACUUCCUUUUAAAAAAAACUUUGAUAAAAAUGAAAUAAACUUUUUGCAAAAGAAGGAUAUUCUUGAGCAAGAUCUGGUUGUUUAACCCAGCACAUGUUUUGUGUGUCAAGAAUUGCGUAGGUUAAUAAUGAAAACCAAUUACUCUUUCAAAUAAGAACAUCCAUUUCACAUCAGGAUGCAACAACUUUUUAUUCCAAACAAGUUCCAAUGAUUAUUUUUGAAAGAUAAAAUAUAUCUGUGAUAAAACUGUUUUAUGUGAAUUAAACAAUUCUAGUGAAAAAUACUAGCUGGGAAAGAAUUUUUCUUUUCUUUCAACUUUUAAAAAUCUAUUCAUUUUUCAAGGAAUAUAUGCAAAAUAUUUUUAUAUUUCAUCAUGAAGUUAUGAAUAGGUGAUGCAAAUAUUCAAACCAAAGUGAUGUUUUCACAAGCAAGUCAUUUGUGUUUUGUCAUUAUCUGUCCUUUUUCAUUGUAUUCAUAACAUUUAUGUAAAUAUGUCAUUUCAGGGUAGAGUUUUUAUAUUUUUAUAUGAAUCAGUCAUAACUGUAUAUUUAACCUGGUUUUGUAAUUAAUUACAAAAGAAAAAAUAGAAACAUGAAAUAAUGUAGAAAAUAAUUGUACAAAAAGUUCUGUAAGUAAAACUUCUAACAAUGAGCAAUGAUGAUGCUCAUCAAAUUAUACCAGGUGGUUAGAAAAUGAAUAUAUAUUUGAAAAAUGAACAAGACAUGAAAUAACGUAGGUAAAAUUUGACACACAUGCUUGAAAUGACAUGGAGUUGUAUUGUAACCAAGAGAAGUUAUGCAUAGGAUUUUUAUGUAACACCCCAUACUGCUUGCACAAAGUUUAUCGAUGAUCCUUUGCUGAGGCGCCACUUUCAUCAUGCUUGGCCUCCCAGGUCUCCAGAUUACACUCUGUCAUUAUUGGCUCUGCAGAUACCUGAAGUUAAUAGUAUACUGCGAGCAACCAACAUCAAUAUGGAUGCUAAUAAGAUAAUAUCCAACGCCAACGUUUCCACAUAAUUAUUUUUUUUUUGUGGUUACAAUAAAAUCCUAAGUGAUUUCAAGUAUGUGUAUCAAUUUUUACCCAUAUUCAUAUAUUAAUCCAUGCAUUAUUAAUUUUUCAAAUGUAUAUGCAUUUUCUGAUCCCCUAGCAUGUGACUUUUAAUGCAAAAAAGGACUUUUUAUUUUGAAAAGAAAAUAAAUAAAUUAAAUCCCUGAAUCUUUUCUGUGAAAGAUCGGACAUUCUUGCUCAAUUUUAUUCCCAUUUGCAUAGAAAUACUUAUGCAGAAAUGUAACCUGAUUGAAAUUGAUUUAUUUUCAUGUUUAGUGAGUUGAAGACAAAUUUAAAGCAAAUUUCAGUUUUGAAAAGUUAAACUUAGACUAAUAAUGAUAAAACAAGAAUUUCAAUAUAUAUUUUUUAAAUACUUAAGAUAUAAUAUGUUUCUCUGAUCAUACACCUUGCUUCAGUUUUGAGCAAACUUUUUAGCACAAAUAUUGUACGUAAACAGUGUAAUAGACUAAAUCUUGUUGGGAACUUUUUUUUCUUAUUUGUUGAAAAAUAAUACAUUUCAAGAACUUUAUUUAAAAAACAUUAAUGAAAUGUUUGCUUAGUAUAAUUUAAAUAAGUAUGUAAUUGGAUAUGAUUUCAAUAUGAAUGCAAUCUAGUCAGUUCAGCAUCAAUGUAUACUCAAGAUGUAGCAUGUUUUUCACACUAUCAUUAUUUAUUAUGAAAUUUUAUUUAAAUUUGUAAUUUAUUUCAUUUUCAGUUUUUCCCUCAAUACUUGUUUAACAUAACUAUUGUAACACACACAACAUUCACGCUUUAAUACAGCUCUUUAAACACAAGACAUAUUUUAGAGCUUACUGUAAAAAUUUAAUAUAUACAUAUUUUUUAAUAAGUCUUUUGAUAUGAUCUAAGUCUAAUGUUUUGUAUAUGAAUGUUUUCAUGCAUGUCACAAAUGUAAUUAACUUAUGUUGUAUAAUUUUGAAUUAUCAAAAGUGCAACAAAAAAUGUAAAA